Molecule: messenger RNA, 1170 nt
Organism: Chelmon rostratus (copperband butterflyfish)
Lineage: Eukaryota; Metazoa; Chordata; Actinopteri; Chaetodontiformes; Chaetodontidae
Gene: lsm3
Product: LSM3 homolog, U6 small nuclear RNA and mRNA degradation associated
Exons: 4
Coding region: 19-327 (102 amino acids)
Biological process (GO): P-body assembly; mRNA splicing, via spliceosome
Cellular component (GO): catalytic step 2 spliceosome; U6 snRNP; U4/U6 x U5 tri-snRNP complex
Molecular function (GO): RNA binding
Source: RefSeq, a predicted model, not a curated record
CAGCGCAGACUCAGAAACAUGGCGGACGAAGUUGAGCAGCAACCAACUACCAACACUGUUGAGGAGCCGCUCGAUCUGAUCAGACUCAGUCUAGAUGAGAGGAUCUAUGUCAAGAUGAGGAACGACCGGGAGCUCCGCGGCCGGCUGCAUGCCUACGAUCAGCACCUGAACAUGAUCCUGGGUGACGUAGAGGAGACGGUGACGACGGUGGAGAUUGACGAGGAGACGUAUGAAGAACUCUACAAGUCAACCAAGAGGAACAUCCCCAUGCUGUUCGUCAGAGGAGACGGCGUCGUCCUCGUAGCUCCGCCCCUCAGGGUGGGCUAACCCCGACCACUUCCUGUUGUGGAGGAGCGUUUGUGACAGCUGGCAAGUUUCUAACCUCGAGGGGGAGAGCGGUGCUGCGAUGACAGGCUGAAACGGGGGCUGGGUUCAAACGUCUUCAGCCCCUCAGGUCAGACUCUUUUGUCAACACCGUCCUCUUAUGACUCGAAGGUCAGAUUCUACACAAAUUCCCAACUUCCUUUUGUGGGGCUGCAACCAUGUAAAACAGGUUUUGACUCAAGGGAAAGAAAGUAAGAGGACUUUCUCUCUUAGUUUUGGACUGCAAGGGCCUAUUGUUUUGUUUUUAUUUGGAGGGUUUGUUGUUAAGUUGAUGAAUCCCAAGUUUUAGUUGUUACGACUGAAAAAAUGGACGUUAUUUUUGGUGACCUCCAGAGGUUUUAGUUUCCUCUUAUUCCCGGAUUCUGCAAGUCGCAGACCAAACUACAGAUGUCUCAUCAUGGUUUUAAGAAGCCGAACUGCUUCAGAUGCGUGUGUGUGAACCUCUUUUGGUCUCAUUUGUUGAGUUUAAAAAGUAUUACGAGACAACAAACCUGAGCGGAGGGGUUUUAUGGGAUUUUUUUGUUUUUGAAAUUUCGGUUUCAAAAUCCAAAAUGUUUGAAACUUUCAUGUUGAUUUCAAGCAAAGGUAUUGCAUUACUCCAAACCCAUCGUCUGUGAAUGUUUGGAAGAUGUUUGAGUUUCUGUGGGAUGCUUUUACUUUGGGGUUUUUUUUAUAUAUUUUUGUAGUGUUUGUGGGACUUGGAAGUACAUCAUGCUCAGAUUUGUCAGUCUGUAAACAUUUGUUCUCAUGGUUUUGGUAACUUGAAUUAAAAGAUGAUUUGAGAAA